AUGCGCAAAUUCGUGGAGAGGGGACUUUGUGUGUACGAGCCGACACGAUCCACAUUCCGUAAGCUGCUGUCACUUCACUGUCCUAACAUCAAGAUACGCUCGUCACAGUCGAACGUGUGUGAUGUCUGCAUCAUCUACCAGACUAGAAUGCGCCAGGGUGCCACCGCUGAUAAAACCGAGGAACUGGGGCAACACACAGAAUCAGCACGUCGAAUGAGUAUACGUGAAUACAAGCGGGAUAAAGUUGCAUGCCAGGAACCUGGCAGCGACUUGGCACUUAUCGUCAUGGAUUUCUCGCAGAAUCUAACUAUCCCCUCCGUCACCUUUACACCGUCGCAGUGGUACUUCUGCUCUCUGCUUGCCGCCAAUCUAUUCGGCAUUUUCUUUGAGAAUGACGGGACGCAGACGAACUACGUCUACGGCGAGUUUGCCAGUGGAAAAGGAAGCGACCAGAUCAAUGCACUGCUUCAGCACUUCAUCCCGACAGUGCUAGUGCCGGCAGGGAAAAAUAUCUCGUGGUGUAUGCAGAUAAUUGUUCAGGGCAAAAUAAGAACAACCACGUCAUCAAAUUUUUCCUGGCCCAAGCACAAAGAGAAACAUUUGACCGCGUGGACUACAAGAUUUUGA
This is a messenger RNA of Phytophthora nicotianae INRA-310, 627 nucleotides long. RefSeq lists its product as hypothetical. The transcript is spliced from 2 exons. The coding region runs from base 1 to 627 and encodes 208 amino acids. Lineage: Eukaryota; Oomycota; Peronosporomycetes; Peronosporales; Peronosporaceae. The record is from RefSeq and is a predicted model, not a curated record.